CCGGAGGGCGGCGGGGCCACGACGGGCCGGGCCGCCAUCUUGGCUGAGGGCAGCUUCGGCUUCACGUCCGGCAGAGAGCGGCGGGAGCGGCCGCCAGCUUGGCUGAGGGCACCGACGCGGAGGGGCGGAGGGAGGGAGGAAGCAGCCGAACCCAACCCCGCACUAGGCCGCGCGCAGGAGCUGCUGCCGCGGGAGGCGGGACGGGGCGGAGGGGCCGCCAGGGCAGCGCCCGCGGGCACGCAGCGAGGCCAUGGGGAGGAUCGGGCUGCAGCUGCGCGCCACGCUGGAGAACAUCACCCGGCUGCGGGCCGAGGGCGAGGAUUUCCGCUGGUACCUCAAGCUGAAAUGCGGGAACUGUGGUGAAGUUUCUGAAAAAUGGCAGUACCUGCGACUGAUGGACAGUGCCCCCCUGAAAGGAGGCAGAGGAAGUGCCACUAUGGUGCAGAAGUGCAAGCUGUGCUCCAGGGAGAGCUCCAUUGAUAUUUUAAGUCAGACAAUCAAGCCUUACAAUGCUGAAGACAGCGAGAAAUUCAAAACGAUAGUGGAGUUUGAAUGCCGAGGUCUGGAACCAGUUGACUUUCAACCACAGGCAGGGUUUGCUGCUGAAGGUGCAGAAUCUGGCACACCUUUCAAUGACAUCAACUUGCUGGAAAAGGAUUGGAAUGACUAUGAUGAAAAAACAAAGGAAUCUGUUGGAAUCUAUGAAGUUACCCACAAAUUUGUGAAAUGCUAAGUUGUAUCCCUCAUAAAUCUUGACAUGCUUACUGAUGGAGGAGCUGUAACCAUCAGAGACACAGUUUCCUUGGAGUUACUUUUCACAUGGCUGUACCAUGUGAAACACAAGUUGUACUUGCUGUCCCCAGCAUGCCCUAAUAAAAUAUUAUCCACAGUG
Colius striatus (speckled mousebird) is the source of this 892-nucleotide messenger RNA. It is a transcript of the gene CZIB, whose product is annotated as CXXC motif containing zinc binding protein. Bases 251 to 733 code for a protein of 160 amino acids. The record is from RefSeq and is a predicted model, not a curated record. NCBI's taxonomy places the organism in Eukaryota, Metazoa, Chordata, Aves, Coliiformes, Coliidae. The transcript is spliced from 8 exons. Gene Ontology annotation, molecular function: zinc ion binding.